Ostertagia ostertagi is the source of this 183-nucleotide messenger RNA. NCBI's taxonomy places the organism in Eukaryota, Metazoa, Nematoda, Chromadorea, Rhabditida, Trichostrongylidae. The record is from the annotation of a GenBank genome assembly.
AUGGUUGAAUCGAUGCGACUGUUUGAAUCAAUUUGCAAUAGCCGAUGGUUCAUCAACACCUCCAUGAUUCUCUUCCUCAAUAAAAAGGACCUGUUUGCUGAGAAGAUCAAACGAGUGAACAUCACUAUCGCAUUCCCCGACUACAAAGGUACUUACAGUGAUUUGAAUAGUAUGUAUUUGUAA